This is a messenger RNA of Bipolaris sorokiniana ND90Pr, 1125 nucleotides long. RefSeq lists its product as uncharacterized. The transcript is spliced from 2 exons. NCBI's taxonomy places the organism in Eukaryota, Fungi, Ascomycota, Dothideomycetes, Pleosporales, Pleosporaceae. The record is from RefSeq and is a predicted model, not a curated record. Gene Ontology annotation, molecular function: nucleotide binding. The annotation marks the transcript as partial.
AUGGCAUCCAAGUCACUGCCCGUACGCGCAGCCCUCAUUGGGCUUUCUUCCUCUGGCAAUACGUCAUGGGCUGCUAAAGCCCACCUUCCCGUUCUUAUGACACCUGCCGGCCGCUCAAAAAUCACCGUUACUGCAUUGCUGAACAGCAGAGUUGAUGCUGCAAAAGUCGCAAUACAGAAAUAUGAAUUCCCUGCUACUACCAAGGCUUACGGUAGCCCAGAAGACCUAGCAGUAGACCCAGAUAUCGAUCUCGUGAUAUGUAACACAAGAGUCGACAAGCACCACGAGGUUAUCAUGCCAAGUAUUAAAGCAGGCAAAGAUGUCUACGUCGAGUGGCCAAUCGCAUCGAACAAAACCCAAAUUGAAGAAAUAGUUGAAGCAGCACGGCGAAGCGGAUCUAGAGUGGCAGUAGGUCUACAAAGGCGAUGGGAUCCAUCCGUUGUCAAGCUCAGAGAACUCCUUGACGGAGGCAAAGGCGAGCUAGGGAAAAUCCUAAGUUCAAGCGUCCAGGCAUUCGGCGGCGUUCCUUACAGAGACAUGAUGCCCCCGGGUGUACUCUACUUCACCGAUAAAGAAAUCGGUGGAAACAGCAUCACCAUCGGUGUCGGUCACAUCCUUGACUCCGUCCUCUCAACCCUCGGUCCCCUCUCCGCCACAAGCAUCCAUUCCAAAUCCCAAAUACAACGCCCAACCCUCGGCGUUCCCGACGCAGAAACGAAAAAUGUAACACAUCACGUUACCUCCAACGUGCCUGACCUCCUCUCCCUCCACGCCACUCUCACACCCUCUGCCCAAACCGUCCCAAACGCAACACUCACCUUCCUCUUCCGCAAUGGCCCAGCCUUUCCCGGCGACCCUGCACUUACCUGGACCAUCAACUGCGAAAAGGGCGAAAUCAAACUCGUGUCGCCUACGAGUCCGUUCUUCCAGUUUUCUGACAACGAUGCGGCUGUGAAGAUUCAGGUGCAUGAUUUUGCGAGUGGAGAGGUAAGAGAUGUGGCGUGUGAGUGGGGGGAGCAGCAGAUGGGGGUAUCGAUUUUGGCGAGGGAUGUUAUGGGGUGUUUGUUCGCGUUUGUGGAGGGGAGGGAGGAGGGUGAUGGGUGGGUGGGGGUUGAGGAUGCGGCG